Molecule: messenger RNA, 1251 nt
Organism: Dentiscutata erythropus
Lineage: Eukaryota; Fungi; Glomeromycota; Glomeromycetes; Diversisporales; Gigasporaceae
Source: the annotation of a GenBank genome assembly
AUGUCUCAACAAAAACCUCCCCAUGAUUAUAAUCCAAAUUUACGAGGAAAUUAUGAAAAGCCUGGAGGAGCAUCCGAAAUAACUGGUCAGACACUCGGUGCCGUUCAAACUGUAGGAGAUGCAAUUACUCCAUUCCUUCCCUUGUUCAACACGGUUGCGAACGUUCUUAAACAAAUAUUAGAUAUUUAUGAAAAUGCAAAAUGUAAUGAAAAAAUAUGUGCCGCUUUAUUAGAUCGUGUUGAAAUUGCACAAACUGCUGUUAAAUCAUUGCAACGUAAAUAUCAGGCAAAUGAAAAAAAAUUUAGAAGUCAAGAUUAUUAUCAUGCUUGGGUUAGAUUUGUUAAUGUUUUGGAGAAUAUUAAAAAAUUUGCUAAAGAAGUUACACAAUUGACAUAUUUUCAAAAGUUUAUAAAUGCUAAUGCUGUAAAAGGUGCUUUUGAAAAAAAUAUUAAAGAAUUUGAAGAAGUUUGUAGUGAUUUAAACUUUACUAUGGCCAUGUACAAUGCUGAACAAAGAGAAAUAGAGGCACAAAAUGUAGCAGAAGAUCUUGAGAUUUUGAAAAAGUCAAUGACCGACAUGAAGGAUGAAAUCAAGGCUGAAAUUAGGUUAGCAAUAACGGAAGUUACUACGUUGCUAACAAGCGCAAAUAAUCUGGGUACACAAAUUAGUGAUGCACAAAGCAAAGGUGGUGUGAUUCCCAUGGAUAAAAUGGGACCUAAAUUGAUCGAAGAAUACGAAGCUCCCAAGGUAGAUCCAAAUGAAUUACACGAACCAUUUUCUUCUAAUGAUAACGUUCGUGGAACCAAUAAAGCUGUUCGUAAAAAAAUUUUCCGUGGAAUGGAGGUAGCAUCUUGGGAAGAUGAACCUUCAUCGCGUCCUUCGGACAUGGAAAUGCAACAGAAGCUUAAAGAGCUUUUUCAAUUGCAUGUAGGUAUUUCCCCACAUAUACAACCCAAAAAAGCUGAUUCUAGUGACGUCUCAGAUUUAGAGCUUUCAACCAAUUUCCAAGAACAAGUUUGCAUUAGCACUGAUCUUCAACAACCUAAUAAACAAUUUGAAUUACCUGAUGAUUCAAAUUCAGAAAAUUCUACUGCACUUUUUAACUUGGGAGAUAUUUACUGGAAUGGAAAGCUUGGGGUUGAAAUUGAUAAAGUAAAAGCUGAGUCAUAUAUUAAAUUGGCAGCUUUGAAAAAUCAGCCUAAAGCUAUUCAAUUUUUGGAAAAAAUUAAGGCAGAAAAGGCUAAAAAAUAA